Periconia digitata is the source of this 3237-nucleotide messenger RNA. NCBI's taxonomy places the organism in Eukaryota, Fungi, Ascomycota, Dothideomycetes, Pleosporales, Periconiaceae. The record is from the annotation of a GenBank genome assembly.
UUCUCAUAUUAUCGUGAUCUGACUAUCUGGCAAUGCGAUGCGAAAAUGGCAGACCCAAUCUCCCUCAUCGCAGGCAUAGUGGGCAUAGCAGCCGCAACAGCGCAGCUCUCAAAUGCAGUCUACACUCUCAGCGAUAAAAUCAUGCACGCACCUCUCGAGAUCCGGAAUAUUGCUUCCAACAUGUUACUACUUUCCAGCAUUCUGGAAAACCUUGCGCAGGUGCUCGAGGAAGGUAAGGAUGUUUAUAAAGAGCACUUACUGCUAGAAGCGGAAAGUAUUCUGGAGCGCAUGAAAGAGGUGCAAAAAGAUGUGGGGAAGAUGUUAAAGAGGCAGAAAGGUGUUCGAGCGAGGGUAAAAUGGGUGUUGAGCUAUAAGAAAGUUGGGGAGUUGGGGGCCAGGAUUGAGGCGUUGAAGAGUGCGUUGGGGUUGGUGCUUUCAACAGUGCAGUUGGCUAUGUGGAAGAGAGAUCCUAAGAAGGAGGAGAAAAAGGGAGUGAGAUUGAGAAAUCUGGUCGAAGCCGUCAUGAAGCAGAACCGCCAGGCCAUCAUCAGCCUCAAGCAGCAACCGCCGCCGCCGCUGCCUGCGCCUCCGCACAUGAACAACGGAAGAAUGCUACCAAACCUCCCGAAUGGCGAACCGGCAGUGAACCCUUUUGCUCAAGGCAUGCAGCCAUACGCUGGAGCAUACCCCUAUGAAAAUCCAUUUGCCCCGGGGAUGAGUAAUUCGCUUGCGUCCCAGUCCCAUCAGCUGAUGCACGCAGCCUCAGACUCCAAAACCACGGCAAAGAAAACCGAAACUGCUGCAUGGCUAUAUCAGUUAUCUUUCAAGCCGGAAAUGGACCCCAAGAAGCCACGCCUUCUCGGACCACCCCCACCCGGAGAGAAAGAUGACGGAAAUGUUACGGACGAGAUGUCAUUGAUACCUGCGACGCAGAAACUACAAAAAAUUACCAUUCCAUCCGCUAUUCAGGGUAUCCUAGGGGCUUGGACAGUUCUCGACUCAGAUGAGAUUGAGUCUAUUGCUUCAGAAUAUAUCUCGCACCCCGACGACGAUCUGUUCGCUGACAAUGAAACUGAGAAGGGGGGCAAUGAGAGUGAUUUCACAGAUGAAACAGAGUAUUCUGACACGGAGUCAUUCUUGCAACAGGCGCAUCCGGCGAUGCGAAGGCCGAUGUUGAAAUCCUCCAACAGUGAGCCGAAUACAAUGGGAUAUGCACCGUACCCGCCGUAUGGUGCGUACCCAGGGUAUAUCCCACCUCCGGUGGGAUAUCCGCCUCCAAUCAUGAGUGGUCCACCAAGCCCGUCCCCAACGGCUGUUCCACCGCAGCCGGCUACUUCAAAACCAGAAGUUCCGCCUGCCCCUCCUCCCCAGUGGAAUUCUCCGCCUCCCCCUCCUCCACACCCCGCUGACAAUAGUAUAUUGGAGAAGUUGGAAGAGCUCCUGCGUUCCAAAGAGGAGCAGGACCGCAAAUCAGCAGAGAAUGCGAAGUUUUCGCGUUUAGAAGAGCUUUUGAUCCAACAGGAGAGGGCUCGUGUCGAAAAAGAUGUAGCAAAGCGUAAAGCUGCUGAAGAAGCCGCGAACGCUGCUGCGAUGGCCAAAAAGAAUGGUGAUGAGAUGAAGCUAGAUGAGUUGGAGAAGCUGAUACUGGGACAGAAGGAUGAGCAACUAAAACGAGAGGCCAUGUUUGAAGCGGCCCUGAAAGCAGAGAGAGCAGAUUAUGACGCUAAAUUACAAAAGCAAGCAGCUGACAUGAAGGGUUCAGCAGAAGCGGCCGCGAAGUUGCUCGAAGCGGCAAAAAGGGCUCGUGAAGAAACUGAAGCGAGAUCUGCGGAGGAACUUGAGAGUUCAAGACAUAUGUAUGAGAAUCAGUUGAAAGAAGAGAAGGAGCUGCGUGAGGAGCUGGAAGACAAGUACGAGACGAGAUUACUUGAGGAAGACCGAAUAUCGAAAAAGAAAGUCACGAUUGGAAAGAUGAAUGAGGAGCGUCUGCGGGAUAUCUCUGUUUUGCUCAUCGGAAAACUCAACCGAUAUAAGAUCCAGUCACGUAAAAGGACCUUUUUGACCCUGGAUGGUAAAAGCUCGAUUACCGUGGGUGAAGCACAUUCACCCUCGCAGGAGCUGGAACUUCUCGAAGAACGAUAUCGAUUUCUCGCACACGAUGCAACAUCUACAGCGUCUUCGAAACCCGCAAACAGUAAAGAGGAAGAAAAGGCCGGAAUCCGUCGCUCGAUCCGCCGGUGUCGUCGACAGCUCGAAACCCUCCAAAUCAAACUCGACCAGCUAUCCGACGCCCCAGAAAACGAGGAGGAAAGAGAAAAGCUUCAGUCAGCUAUACUAAAUUGUCGCCAUCGAAUUAACAAUUUGGGUAAUCAAGAGGAGUACCUGAGCUUCACCUCUCCGACCCCCCACAGCCCGAGCGACCCGUUCAACCAAAUCCCACCGCCACCUCCGCCUCCAUUCUUUCCUCCCGCUCCCCCACCACCCCCACCUGCUCUAAUAGACUACUACAUUCCUAGCGAUGACGACGAUUCUCUGGGUAUCAACUACAACAUCAUGUUCAACACAUAUAACACUACCGACAAACAAAGGCUUCGCAUGGUGAGCGAGUCUCUGCAUAAAAACAACAUUGAAUCAUUCUUCGAGAAAAAAGUCACGACGAGGGGUUUUUUGUCAGCAGAGGUGGUGAAUUCGGGCGAUGAACCAGAGAAAUUGAGUGGGUUGAACGAUCAGGUCAUGUCUGGGUCGCUCAUGUGGGCGCCUUCGUUGGCGCAUGGGCGGAGCGAGUUGUUUGAGAGUCUUUGUGAGGUGGGGUGGAUGCCGGUUUAUGUGAGGGGCUCUGAGACGGGACAGACGUGGUUCCACGGCCCUGUUCCAAUCCACGCACGCUUCUUAGAUACAAAGUAUGUACCCGUGCUACCACAUGUCACGGAGCCUCCCCAGCAACUCUACUGCCUCGUGGGGUCGGAGUGGAUUGCAGAAGAUGCGCUCCAGGCCAUGGGAGUUGAGCAUAAGCUUUUACCUUCGGGAUUCUGGAUGCUGCCUCCAGAUAUUGUAUAUGAUGAGAUUCUGACAUUGAUUUCUACAUCUUUCACUUUGAAAGAGGCCGCGAUAAGAAAGAGAGCUAGGAAAGCGUUGAAUUCUGACAGCUUGAAGUUAGUGGAGGGCGUCGUGGAUCCUUUGGGCAGUGGCGACGAUAUACCGGGGUUCGCGCUUGUUGCAGAUAUUGCUUUACACUGA